Molecule: messenger RNA, 714 nt
Organism: Solanum verrucosum
Lineage: Eukaryota; Viridiplantae; Streptophyta; Magnoliopsida; Solanales; Solanaceae
Exons: 1
Coding region: 1-714 (237 amino acids)
Source: RefSeq, a predicted model, not a curated record
AUGACCGUUGCUAACAACAUUAAGAGUGCUAUUCCACAAACAGAAAGUGCCAGGGAAUACCUGAAGUUUGUGAAAGAACGUUUUCGUUCUGCUGAUAAGUCUCUCGUUGGUGCACUAAUGGUUGAACUCACGACCAUGAAAUUUGAUGGGUCGUGUAGUAUGCAAAAUCAUAUCAUCGAGAUCACUAACAUUGCAGCAAGACUUCGGACCUUGGGGAUGAAAGUGGAUGACACCUUCUUGGUUCAGUUCAUUCUGAACUCAUUGCCUCUUGAGUAUGGACCAUUCCAAAUUUACUAUAACACUAUUAAGGAUAAGUGGGAUAUUAGUGAAUUGUCCAGUAUGCUUACUCAAGUGGAGUCAAGACUUAAGAAACAAGGAGGUCAUUCUAUUAACCUCAUGGGCCAAGGAGCUGGUAAAGGACUUAAAAUGAAAGCCAACAAGUUUAAGAAAAAGAAAGCACUUGCUAAAGUGCCACAGGAUGCUCAUAAGGAACUCAAGGUUGAUGUGUGUCAUUUCUGUAAAAAGAAAAGACACUAUCAAAAAGAUUGUCUGAAACGUAAAGCUUGGUUUGAAAAGAAAGGUACAUUUAGUGCCAUUGUAUGUUUCGAAUCAAAUUUAGUAGAAGUUCAUAAUAAUACUUGGUGGCCUGAUUCUGGUGCAUCUACUCAUGUAUCCACUAUGUUGCAGGGUGUAACAUCCGGCAAUUUGAAAUAA